AUGGCUCGAUAUUGUAUGUACAUGUGUAUGGCAUUCGUCUUUCUGGCUGCACACCAAGUCCACGGUAAAGCAAUCAGGCGUGCAAAAGGUAAUCAAGGUAAAGGUAAUCCCCAUGGUCUUAUACAAGAAGGCCAAGGAGAAGCCAGCCACUGUCUGCAGUGUCGGUCUAAUGCGAAGAUGACCUUAGCGGAAUGCUUAGCGCAACCUGAAGAAGAUAAAUAUGUACAAUGCCAAACAUCUAGUCCUGAAUGCAUGACAGAAUUGUGGCAAUGGAAAGGCAAGUUUGUAUUUUCAUCAGAAUGCCAGCAAAUAGAAGCCUGUAUCGAGAAUGAGGCGAACGAACCUAAAAUUAACAACUGUGACAGUCUACCGCUUCACGUGGCAACCAAAUGCCGUUAUUGUUGUAAUGCUGCUAAUUUGACUAGCGAUUUUUAUUGCGCGCCGCCAACGGCACACGGCGUAUGUGUAGUUGCUGGUGAUCCACAUGUCACUACGUUUGACAAGAAACACUACACCAUUGGUGCUCAAUGCUUAUACACUUUAUCUGAAAUCAUUGCCAAUGAUCAAACGACUUCGAUUAAUGCAGUCGUGGUGCCAUUCAAUGUUGGCUUCGGUGUACAUGAGCUGGAGAUUACUCAAUUAGGAGAGAGGCUACAUGUUUAUCACAAUGAUGGCAAGAACCCUGUAUAUGUUCAACUUGACGACGGAAAUAAAUUUCCUUUGACAUCUGCAGUUACAUUGGGUAAAUCCAACCAGUUCGAACUGAAUAUGAUCGAAGAUAAUGUGGAAAUAACGAUGGACGCAGAUGGCGAUGGAAUGAAUGACCUCCAGGUUGAAUGGCUUCCGGGCUCCGCCGUUCAAAUCAAAGUGACCCAGCCAAUAGGGGGUACCUUUGAGACGAGAGGCCUUUGCGGUAACGCCGAUGGUAAUCCAGACAACGACUUCAUGACACCGCAAGGUUUGGUCACUCUGGAUAAAGACGAAUUUGGCGAUAGCUGGGCCACAAAAUGUGCUGCAUAAGCUGAGACUGGGAUAUCUGUAACUAUAACUCCCGAGUAUUACAGUGCGACGAAUUCACAUCGAAUAGCUUCCGAAU
Molecule: messenger RNA, 1096 nt
Organism: Saccoglossus kowalevskii
Lineage: Eukaryota; Metazoa; Hemichordata; Enteropneusta; Harrimaniidae
Product: von Willebrand factor-like
Cellular component (GO): extracellular matrix
Source: RefSeq, a predicted model, not a curated record